AUGGCGGUUCCACCUCGGCCUAGCUGUGGUGGAGCCGCUCGUCCGCGACCACUUCCGGUUGGGGAAGGAAGUGAGGAGGGGCACAGCGGCCCCUAUGGGACCGGAGGCGCAAACGGCAAUAUUCUGCGAAACCUAGUGCGAAUCGCGGUCCCUCAACGGCUUUGCUGUGGUAGAGCCGCUGUCCUCGGCCACUUCCGGCGCGACCACUUCCGGUUGAGAAAGGAAGUGAGAAGCACAGCGGCCCCUAUGAGACCGGAGGAGCAAAUGUGGGGUUGGGCGAGCCAUUUGGAUCAGGCUAUGAACAAAGUGAACCAGCUCAAGAAUAUCAAAACACUCGGCCUGCAGGAAAAACCAAAAGGCAAAGCUGGGCUGAAUGGGUCCGAAGAUCAUACUGGAUCAGGUAAGACCCUGCUGGCUCAGACCCUCGCAAAAUGCCUCGACGUUCCAUUUGCAAUCUGUGACUGCACCACCUUGACUCAAGCGGGCUAUGUAGGCGAAGACAUUGAGUCUGUUGUCGCAAAACUCCUGCAGGAUGCAAACUACAAUGUAGAAAAAACUCAGCAAGGAAUUGUGUUCCUGGAUGAAGUGGACAAGAUUGGCAGCGUUCCCGGCAUUCACCAGUUACGGGAUGUGGGAGGAGAAGGCGUUCAGCAAGGCUUGUUAAAGUUACUGGAAGGUACAAGAGUGAGCUCUAGUGAAUUCCUCAAGUUACGUGGCGAGACCGUGCAAGUUGAUACCACCAACAUCCUCUUUGUAGCUUCUGGUGCUUUCAAUGGUCUGGAUAGAAUCAUCAGCAGAAGGAAAAAUGAAAAGUAUCUUGGCUUUGGAACCCCACUGAACCUUGGGAAAGGCAGACGAGCAGCUGCUGCCGCAGACCUGGCGAACUUGGGUGGCGAGUCCAGCACGCAGCAAGACAUGGAGGAGAAAGACCGCUUGCUGCGGCACGUGGAAGCCAGGGAUCUCAUUGAAUUCGGCAUGAUCCCCGAGUUCGUGGGGCGCCUGCCCGUCGUCGUUCCCCUGCACAGCCUCGAUGAGAAGACACUUGUGCGAAUUCUUACUGAGCCCCGGAAUGCCGUAAUUCCCCAAUACCAGGCGUUGUUCAGCAUGGACAAGUGCGAACUGAACGUUACCCAAGAUGCCCUGAAGGCUAUAGCCAGGUUGGCUCUGGACCGCAAGACAGGAGCGAGAGGCCUUCGAUCUAUAAUGGAAAAGCUGCUGCUUUCGAACCAAUGUUUGGCCUGCAGCAGAAGUCAGCUGCCUGGCCAGCCUUGCCAGGACCAGGGUCUGGUGGAGGCCGCUGCCAGGCGCCCUGCCCAGCCUCCACCAGCUAGGUCCCCAAGCAGUCUCGGCCCUGUGGAGGUGGUGCGGCGGUGUGGCAGUAGCGCCAUCUCCAGCCGCCAGAGCCCUCUGGAUUGGGCUAUAAGCAUUUCCGUCUACCUGUCCUGA
Sphaerodactylus townsendi is the source of this 1446-nucleotide messenger RNA. RefSeq names its product caseinolytic mitochondrial matrix peptidase chaperone subunit X (gene CLPX). NCBI's taxonomy places the organism in Eukaryota, Metazoa, Chordata, Lepidosauria, Squamata, Sphaerodactylidae. Gene Ontology annotation, biological process: proteolysis; protein catabolic process. Gene Ontology annotation, molecular function: ATP hydrolysis activity; ATP binding. The record is from RefSeq and is a predicted model, not a curated record. Gene Ontology annotation, cellular component: mitochondrial matrix.